CCACCGACCGCUGGAGGAGGAAAGGGGUUGUGCUCUUGGCCGAGCGCGGAGAAAGGGGCGGGGCCGGCGAGCCGCGCGUGGAGGUGCCGAGCUCCUGGGACCGGCGGGCGCGCGGGCGUCUGUGGCCCUCGCCGUCCCAGUGGCCGCCGCCGUCGCUUGGUCGCCGUCGGUCUGCGGGAGGCGGGUUAUGGCGGCGGCGGCAGUGGGAGCUGUGAAUGAAUUCUCCGGGUGGACGAGGGAAGAAGAAAGGCUCCGGAGGCGGCAGCAGCCCGGUGCCUCCCAGGCCUCCGCCCCCCUGCCUGACCGCCGCCCGUCCCGCCCCCAGGCCGGCCCCCCCGCCGGAGUCGCCGCAUAAGCGGAACCUGUACUACUUCUCCUACCCGCUGUUCGUAGGCUUCGCGCUGCUGCGUCUGGUCGCCUUCCACCUGGGGCUCCUCUUCGUGUGGCUCUGCCAGCGCUUCUCCCGCGCCCUCAUGGCUGCCAAGAGGAGCUCCCGGGCCGCGCCGGCGCCGGCCGCGGCCUCGCCCCCGGCGCCAGUGCCGGGCGGGGAGGCCGAGCGCGUCCGAGCCUUCCACAAGCAGGCCUUCGAGUACAUCUCCGUUGCCCUGCGCAUCGAUGAAGACGAGAAAGCAGGACAAAAGGAGCAAGCUGUGGAAUGGUAUAAGAAAGGUAUUGAAGAACUGGAAAAAGGAAUAGCUGUUAUAGUUACAGGACAAGGUGAACAGUGUGAAAGAGCUAGACGCCUUCAAGCUAAAAUGAUGACUAAUUUGGUUAUGGCCAAGGACCGUUUACAACUUCUAGAGAAGCUGCAACCAGUUUUGCAAUUUUCCAAGUCACAAACGGAUGUCUAUAAUGACAGUACUAACUUGACAUGCCGCAAUGGACAUCUGCAGUCAGAAAGUGGAGCUGUUCCGAAAAGAAAAGAUCCCUUGACACACACUAGUAAUUCACUGCCUCGUUCAAAAACAGUUAUGAAAACUGGAUCCACAGGUCUUUCGGGCCACCACAGAGCACCUAGUUGUAGUGGUUUGUCCAUGGUUUCUGGAGUGAGACAGGGACCUGGUUCUGCAGCUGGAACUCAUAAGAGUACACCAAAAACAAAUAGAACAAAUAAGCCUUCUACCCCUACAACUGCUGCUCGCAAAAAGAAAGACUUGAAGAAUUUUAGGAAUGUAGACAGCAACCUUGCUAACCUUAUAAUGAACGAAAUUGUGGACAAUGGAACAGCUGUUAAAUUUGAUGAUAUAGCUGGGCAAGAGUUGGCAAAACAAGCCUUGCAAGAAAUUGUUAUUCUUCCUUCUCUAAGGCCUGAGUUAUUCACAGGGCUUAGAGCUCCUGCCAGAGGAUUGUUACUCUUUGGUCCACCUGGAAAUGGAAAAACAAUGCUGGCUAAAGCAGUAGCUGCAGAAUCUAAUGCAACCUUCUUCAAUAUAAGUGCUGCAAGUUUAACUUCAAAAUAUGUGGGAGAAGGAGAGAAAUUGGUGAGAGCUCUUUUUGCUGUGGCUCGAGAACUUCAGCCUUCUAUAAUUUUUAUAGAUGAAGUUGAUAGUCUUUUGUGUGAAAGAAGAGAAGGAGAACAUGAUGCUAGUAGACGUCUAAAAACUGAAUUUCUAAUAGAAUUUGAUGGUGUACAAUCUGCUGGAGAUGACAGAGUGCUUGUAAUGGGUGCAACUAACAGGCCACAAGAGCUUGAUGAGGCUGUUCUCAGGCGUUUCAUCAAACGGGUAUAUGUGUCUUUACCAAAUGAAGAGACACGACUACUUUUACUUAAAAAUCUAUUAUGUAAACAAGGAAGCCCAUUGACCCAAAAAGAACUAGCACAACUUGCUAGAAUGACUGAUGGAUAUUCAGGAAGUGAUCUAACAGCCUUGGCAAAAGAUGCAGCACUGGGUCCUAUCCGAGAACUGAAACCAGAACAAGUAAAGAAUAUGUCUGCCAGCGAGAUGAGAAAUAUUCGAUUAUCUGACUUCACUGAAUCCUUGAAAAAGAUAAAACGCAGCGUGAGCCCUCAAACCUUAGAAGCAUACAUACGUUGGAACAAGGACUUUGGCGAUACUACUGUUUAAGGAAAGACCUUUGUAAGCCUGCAGAGCAUUUUGCUUUUGAAGAAAGAAAUACACCAUCUUCAUUGAAUAGUGAUAAGCUACAGAAAUUCAGCCUAAGUUUACAGGACUUUUCAGAGUCUUACAAUUACUUGUGCACCCCAGCAGAUGAACCAUACAAGAAAUUUAAAUAAAAUAUACAAUGCAAAUUGAGUAUUUUGUUGAAGGCCUUCUUGCCUAUGUUGAUAGUUAUCCCAGUGGGCACUGUAAGUUAGAGCACAACAAAAACUGAUUCUGGUCUUCUUUACCAAUAUAAUCAUAAUGUAAAUAAUAAUUUGUAUAUUGUGUUGCAGAUGAAAGUAUUCAAGAGACAGUGAAUGGUAGAAGACACAAGCGCCUUUGGUUGUUUGUCUUCUGAUGUCUUUUCUUAAAAUAGUAAUUUUUCUAUUUUCCUUUCCUACUGUUGUCUUUACUACAGAUGAUUAAAAUACCAAACACUCUACUUUUUCUUUUCUCUUUACAAAUCCAGUGUGCCAAAUGAAACUUCUUCCUAUGUAACAGUAAUAGGAAAAAGUGUUUUGAAGGUUUUUUCUUUUUCAUAAAUCUAUAGACAGGAUACAAUUGCAUUUUCACUUUUCUGUUACCUUGCUGCCAUUUUAGAAAGCCAUUUGUUGAUACCAACAAAGCAAAUCUAGUAAUACAGAAAAGGAGAAGGUUAGAAGGUUUGAGUCACUCUGUCAUACAACGUGUAGAUCAAUCCUCAUGUGACCUGCAGUAUUUGUUUCUAAUAUAUUUGUCAGAAAUCUGUUGUAGACUGUUAAUUUAUUCCUAAUGGAGUUUAUUUUCUGCCGGAUUAUUCUAAUAUUUAAGAAGGUCAAUUUUAACUGCCAUAAAAGUGGUUCCUGUGUGAGAGAAGGGAAGUACUGAGAGCUAAGACAUUUCUAAUUUAUUGCUUAUUGCUUUCUUACUGUUUACAGGAUAAUUAUAAGCCAGUGGAUCUACCAUCUUUUAUUCCUAAAAAUGAUUAAUCCCUUCAAUGAAACUUUAAAAAUUACUGAAUUUUUAUACAUUGCAUACAUUUUAUAGGUUUCUUGUGCUCACUUUGUUAACUAAAAGUUAGUCUGUUAAUCUGCCUUUUGUUCCCCCAAAAUGUACAGUAAUUCCGUUUCUUGUUUGUAUAAGUAUGCCUGGAUUUUAUUAUAAAACUGUCAUUGUAGGAAGUAGUGACUCAUAUCAUGGCUUUUUAAAUAUUGUAAUAAAGGCAAAUGGAUAUUUGCCCUUAGUUUACUGGUUAAAA
Hyaena hyaena (striped hyena) is the source of this 3339-nucleotide messenger RNA. It is a transcript of the gene SPAST, whose product is annotated as spastin. Lineage: Eukaryota; Metazoa; Chordata; Mammalia; Carnivora; Hyaenidae. The transcript has 17 exons. Gene Ontology annotation, cellular component: microtubule cytoskeleton. The record is from RefSeq and is a predicted model, not a curated record. The coding region runs from base 216 to 2066 and encodes 616 amino acids. Gene Ontology annotation, molecular function: ATP hydrolysis activity; microtubule severing ATPase activity; ATP binding.